AUGUCAUUGGUGUAUUUCCUUCCUGUUGCCCUCUUGUCUGCUUUCUCAUCAUCUCCCUAUUUGCUCCUUUUCCAUUGUCUUUUCUCUCUUUUGCUGCCUUUCCUUAGUCCUCUCCUUUCUUUUGCUGCCUUUCCUUUGUCCUCUCUCACUCUCUUUUGCUGCCUUUCCUUUGUCCUCUCUCACUCUCUUUUGCUGCCUUUCCUUUGUCCUCUCUCACUGUCUUUUGCUCCCUUUCCUUUGUCCUCUCUCACUGUCUUUUUGCUCCCUUUCCUUUGUCCUCUCUCACUGUCUUUUGCUCCCUUGCCUCCCUUCUUUUGCUUUUUCCUUUGUCCUCUCUCACUGUCUUUUGCUCCCUUUCCUUUGUCCUCUCUCACUGUCUUUUGCUCCCUUUCCUUUGUCCUCUCUCACUGUCUUUUGCUCCCUUUCCUUUGUCCUCUCUCACUGUCUUUUGCUCCCUUUCCUUUGUCCUCUCUCACUGUCUUUUGCUCCCUUUCCUUUGUCCUCUCUCACUGUCUUUUGCUCCCUUUCCUUUGUCCUCUCUCACUGUCUUUUGCUCCCUUUCCUUUGUCCUCUCUCACUGUCUUUUGCUCCCUUCCUUUGUCCCACUGUCUUUUUGCUCCCUUUCCUUUGUCCUCUCUCACUGUCUUUUGCUCCCUUUCCUUUGUCCUCUCUCACUGUCUUUUGCUCCCUUUCCUUUGUCCUCUCUCACUGUCUUUUUGCUCCCUUUCCUUUGUCCUCUCUCACUGUCUUUUGCUCCCUUUCUUUGUCCUCUCUCACUGUCUUUUGCUCCCUUUCCUUUGUCCUCUCUCACUGUCUUUUGCUCCCUUUCCUUUGUCCUCUCUCACUGUCUUUUGCUCCCUUUCCUUUGUCCUCUCUCACUGUCUUUUGCUCCCUUUCCUUUGUCCUCUCUCACUGUCUUUUUGCUCCCUUUCCUUUGUCCUCUCUCACUGUCUUUUUGCUCCCCCUUUCCUUUGUCCUCUCUCACUGUCUUUUGCUCCCUUUCCUUUGUCCUCUCUCACUGUCUUUUGCUCCCUUUCCUUUGUCCUCUCUCACUGUCUUUUGCUCCUUUCUGAUCAUAAUUUAUCAGCAUAUAUAACAGUUGAGCCAGAGGUUUGA
This is a messenger RNA of Acanthosepion pharaonis, 1116 nucleotides long. The record is from the annotation of a GenBank genome assembly. NCBI's taxonomy places the organism in Eukaryota, Metazoa, Mollusca, Cephalopoda, Sepiida, Sepiidae.